Molecule: messenger RNA, 923 nt
Organism: Tupaia belangeri chinensis (Chinese tree shrew)
Lineage: Eukaryota; Metazoa; Chordata; Mammalia; Scandentia; Tupaiidae
Gene: FKBP7
Product: FKBP prolyl isomerase 7
Exons: 4
Coding region: 146-799 (217 amino acids)
Molecular function (GO): calcium ion binding; peptidyl-prolyl cis-trans isomerase activity
Source: RefSeq, a predicted model, not a curated record
GGCGGGGCUCUGUGCCCCGCCCCCGGCCCUUUGUGACGUAGGACAAUGCCUGCCACGCGUCGGAAGUCAGCAGCCGGGACCGCUACCGGCAGCGUGCGACUGGUUCGAGGGAGAGUGGUAGUCUCCUGGGUCCCGCUCUGGAACCAUGGGUUUCUUACUCAGAUUAGUCGUUUUCUUUUAUCUGUGGGUCUUUUUUACUGCUCAGGGGCAAAAGAAAGAAGAGAGCUCAGAGGAAGUGAAAAUAGAAGUUUUGCAUCGUCCAGAAAACUGCUCUAAGACAAGCAAGAAGGGAGAUCUCCUAAAUGCCCAUUAUGACGGCUACUUGGCUAAAGACGGCUCGAAAUUCUACUGCAGCCGGACACAAAAUGAAGGCCACCCCAAAUGGUUUGUUCUUGGUGUUGGACAGGUCAUUAAAGGCCUAGACAUUGCUAUGAUGGAUAUGUGCCCUGGAGAAAGGCGAAAGGUCCUUAUACCCCCUUCAUUUGCAUAUGGAAAGGAAGGCUAUGAAGGCAAGAUUCCACCUGAUGCCACAUUGAUUUUUGAGAUUGAACUUUAUGCUGUGACCAAAGGACCACGGAGCAUUGAAACAUUUAAACAGAUAGACACGAACAAUGAUAAACAACUUUCUAAAGCAGAGAUAAAUAAUUACUUGAAAAUGGACUUUGAAAAAGAUGACAAACCACAUGAUGAGUCAUAUCAGAAUGCAGUUUUAGAAGAUAUUUUUAAGAAGAAUGAUCAUGAUGGCGAUGGCUUCAUUUCUCCCAAGGAAUACAAUGUAUACCAACAUGAUGAACUAUAACAAACUGAAUUUUGUAUAUAAAACCGUCACUUUUUCCAAGUUAUGUUGUUUUUCUGUAUAAGAAUAUAUUUUGAUCCCCCAAUACAUAUACUUUGGUAUAAUAAAUGUGAUGCUGUUCUGCAAA